UGGCUUAUGAUCCGAGGACUGGUGGCCCCACCGUGGAGCUCGAUCGUUGUACAGCGUCAUUGUGGAUUGCUUCGUUUAUCUCCUGAUGGAGUUUACUGUUAAGUCCGUAGCCUCAUUGACAAACGCGAUAUUUCAUAUCUUCUGAUGAGUAUUAAUAGGCAGCCGAACCUCUAUCAAGAAGCAUUUACUAAACCAUCACUCGAACAAUAACUAAGCAGUAUCCUGUCAACAAAUACUCAUCUUUCAACUUUUCAAUCUCCUUCUAUUUCAUUCAUAAUGGUCAAAACUAUUCCCUUCGGCGACAUCACAGUCCCAUCACCUGGCUUUGGAGCCAUGGGCAUGAGCUUCGGCCUAGGAUCCAACCUGAGCCUCGAGGAAGCCGAACCCGUUCUGCUCAAAGCCAUUGAGUUAGGUUGCACUUUCUGGGAUACAGCUGUGGUUUAUCAAGCUGGUGUCAACGAAAAGCUUCUUGGAGAUUUUAUCAGAAAACACAACGUCCGAGACAAGGUCUUUAUCGCUUCAAAGUGUGGUUUCGAUGUCUUUGGCAAGGGUGGUGUGACCAAUUCUGCUUCUCACAUCAAGGAGUAUAUCGAAGGAACCAUUGAAAGACUUGGCUUUGCCCCCGAUUUAUACUACUUGCAUCGAAUUGAUCCUAACACUCCGCUCGAGGAAUCCAUUCCUGCCCUGGACGAGAUUCGAAAGCAGGGGAAGACAAAGUAUAUUGGUUUGUCCGAAUGUUCUGCCAACACUCUGCGAAAGGCCAAUUCAAUUGCGAAGAUCGAUGCUGUCCAAGCUGAAUACUCGGCCUUUGAGACACUGCACGAGACUGAUGGUCUCAUUGAUACAGCUAAAGAGCUUGGCAUCGCAUACGUCGCCUACAGCCCCCUUGGUCACGGCUGGCUUGUCGAUGACUUCCCUUAUAAGAGUCCAGAUGAUUUCGCACCCGAUGACUUUCGACGAACAGUCCCCAAGUUUCAAGGCGAAAACUUCUACAAGAACAAGGCUAUAGUAGAGGAAAUUAAGAAACUCGCUCUUCGCAAGGGCUGCACUUUGACGCAAAUCGCGCUUGCUUGGGUUGCAGCCCAGGGAAUGAUUGCUAUUCCUGGUACGACUAAGGCGCACCGUUUGGAGGAAAACUGGGCUUCCAGGGAUGUUGAUUUGACUGAGGAAGAAAAGGUUGAGAUGCGAAGGAUUAUUGAUUCGGCUAAACCUCAGGGAAAUAGGUAUGCUCCUGCUCAGCAGGCUAUGGUUGGUCAUUAGAUGGUUCAUCAGUAGAGUAAAAUAUCUAGCAAAGGGUAAUUCAUUAUUCCUCAG
Fusarium redolens is the source of this 1314-nucleotide messenger RNA. RefSeq names its product NADP-dependent oxidoreductase domain-containing protein. The record is from RefSeq and is a predicted model, not a curated record. Gene Ontology annotation, cellular component: cytoplasm. The transcript is spliced from 6 exons. Bases 277 to 1260 code for a protein of 327 amino acids. Lineage: Eukaryota; Fungi; Ascomycota; Sordariomycetes; Hypocreales; Nectriaceae.